UACCAUCGACUGUGUAAAUAUGGACGUGGCGAAAGUUUUGUGGAUUUUGAGCUUCUUCUGCCUUGGGUUUUGUCAAUUUGUGACAAUGGAAAAUGAUCAUGGGAAAAACUCCGGUCGUGAUGACAAACAUGUCGGCGCCUCUACGGGGAACGAUGACAAAUCGAGUUUGGAACUUGUGUCAAAAGAAAUGGACGUCAUCAAAGGAAACACUGGGCUUGGGAUAAAUGAUGAUUUGACAUUACAAAAACGUAACAACGGAAUAUGGAAGAACCAACGUUCGCAGCUUGAACAACUGGCCAAUUCAGCUACAAUCGCUCACACUUUGUCAAGGAGAUUUUCUGAUGAAGAUCAUGGAAGUUUAGGUGACGGUUAUGGCGUCUCCGAUGCUGCGGCGUAUUUGGAUUUCUUGCAACGAUUUGGUAUUUCAACCGAAGAAGCUUUAAACAACGAAGAUAAAUAUGGCGACGUUGACAAAAGGCAUGCGUCUAGAUGGAACAUUAUUCAUCAAAAACUUGCAUCUCUGUCUAGCAAGCGCUCUGCUGAGCUUGAUAAAAGAUCGGACAGUAGGUGGCGUCUUAUUCAGAGUAAGCUUAACCAAUUGAAUGGAAUCACAAAUAAGCGAUCAACCAAUGAUUUGGGCAUUUUUCGCGACAAUGACGAAGCCAAAGACAAACGACAUCUUGGCCACUGGAAAAACAGAAACUGGCUUAACAAGCAAUAUUCAACGAACAAUUAAUUGUCAUUUGAACAAACAAAACGAGUUUUAUUUCAAAUCUCUAAAUAGUUUAAUGUAUGUUUAUAAACCAAUAGUGAUUUAAUAGUUUAUGUUGUUUCCAAAAA
This is a messenger RNA of Mya arenaria, 840 nucleotides long. RefSeq lists its product as uncharacterized. The record is from RefSeq and is a predicted model, not a curated record. Lineage: Eukaryota; Metazoa; Mollusca; Bivalvia; Myida; Myidae. The transcript has 2 exons. Bases 20 to 736 code for a protein of 238 amino acids.